Messenger RNA from Rhipicephalus microplus (southern cattle tick), 5351 nucleotides. RefSeq names its product protein O-mannosyl-transferase Tmtc3. The record is from RefSeq and is a predicted model, not a curated record. Gene Ontology annotation, molecular function: protein binding; mannosyltransferase activity. Gene Ontology annotation, biological process: protein O-linked glycosylation via mannose. Lineage: Eukaryota; Metazoa; Arthropoda; Arachnida; Ixodida; Ixodidae. Gene Ontology annotation, cellular component: endoplasmic reticulum.
GGAGGCGCGGCCGGCAUGCUGCAGCCAUGGUGCAAACGGCGGCCUGGCGCCUGGAGCCCGUGUGCCAGCCGCCGGUCUCCGCGGGCCGCGCACGCUGUCCUGGUGGCGGCGGCCGCCUGCUCGGCGUACGCCUCGUCGCUCGGUGUCGGACUCGUGUUCGACGACCUCGCGGCGAUCAAAGCCAACCGGGACCUCAGACAGAGCACGCCCAUCGCCAACCUAUUCUUCAACGACUUCUGGGGGACCCCGCUUCGGAAGGAACAAAGUCACAAAUCCUACCGUCCACUGACAGUGCUGACGUUUCGACUGAACUUCGCUGUCCACGGCCUCGAUCCGUUUGGCUACCAUUUGGUGAACCUUUUAUUGCACGCUCUGGUGUGCCUCCUCUACCACAGGAUGUGCCUGAUGCUCCUGCCGGGCUGGACGUCUCUGCUGGCGGCGUUGCUCUUCUCCGCUCACCCUAUCCACACUGAAGCUGUGACCAGUGUAGUGGGAAGGGCGGAGCUGCUUUCUGCAGUAUUCUUCUUGGGUGCCUUACUUUUCUACAUUCGACACGGAGCCAGUACCGCUGUCUGCAAAGAACAGACCAAUGGUCACUGGAGGCGUUGUUUAACAACGUUUGCACUGGCGACGGCGGCAAUGCUUUGUAAGGAGCAAGGCAUCACAGUUCUUGCAGUCUGCUGCGUCUACGAGCUUGCUUCAUGUGCUACCCCCUGGAUGUCGUUGUGCUUGUCUACGUGGGGUGCAUGGAAAGAUAGCCUCUACCGAGUUUUCACUUUGGCAUCGUUGGCAACUGCAGCAGUUCUGGCACGUAUUCACUUGAACGGGCCUCACCUGCCUGCCUUCAACCGCUUCGACAACCCGGCAUCAGUGGCUUCUUCGCCGUCACGCCAGCUGACUUACAACUAUCUGACAGCGUUGAACGCCUGGCUCCUAGUCUUCCCAAGUGAUCUCUGUUGUGAUUGGACUAUGGGAACAGUGCCGUUAGUGAGGUCACUGGCGGACGUGAGGAACCUUGGAACGAUGGCCGUUUACCUUUUCUUGGCGAUGGCAACAAGGGCUGCACUUCGAGCUGACGAGCAACACCGAAAGCCAUUGCUUAUGGGGCUGUCCUUGGCUUGCAUACCGUACCUACCUGCGUCCAAUCUCCUUCAUCCCGUGGGCUUCGUUAUCGCUGAGCGGGUGCUGUACUUGCCAAGCCUGGGUUUCUGUCUUCUAGUGGCACAGGGUUUUAGUCUUCUCUGGCAACACUACAGGUAUAAUGGAACAUGGCUCAAACUGGCAGUCACCAUUUUGCUGCUUACCCACUUCACGAAAACGGUUCUUCGCAACUACGACUGGUCAUCCGAACAAGCCUUGUACCAGUCUGCGCUUCGUGUGAAUCCAAGGAACGCAAAAAUGUUGAACAAUCUCGGACAAGUUUUGGAAGCGUCCGGAGCUUUCGAAGAAGCGCAUUCUCACUUUACUCGGGCUAUCAGGGCUGAACCUGAUGACAUCCGAGGACAUCUUAAUUUAGGCAGGCUUUUGACUACUAUGCGCCACUACGAAAAAGCUGAAGCCGCUUUUGUGAAGGCCUUGAGCCUUCUACCAAAGCCCGAAUCAAGCCAAUCCUCAAGCCUCGUACGAGUCACAUCAAGUCAUCUCCAAGUGUACCUCGACUUCGCGUUCUUAAUAGCACAAAACAGCAGUCGGGUGGAUGAAGCUGACAGGCUGUACCAGGAGGCCAUCAGCCUCCGCUCAGACUUCACUGAUGCCUACUUAAACAGGGGAGAUUUUCUUCUUCGCAUGAACAGGACAAAGGAAGCAGAAGCUAUGUACGAGAGGGCUUUAGAACUAGAUGAGAACAAUCCAGACUUGUACUACAACCUGGGAGUCAUCCUCAUGGACCAAGGCCGCAACGAUGAAGCUAUGGCUCUGUUUAACCGCGCGCUGGAGCUUGACCCCGACCAUGAGCAUGCCCUCCUCAACUCUGCUUUGUUGCUUCAAGAAGCAGGAUCUGCAAGUCAGAAGAAGGUGGCCAAUGAAAGGUUGGAGAAAGUCGUCCACAGUGGAAAGAGAGACGAACGAGCCUACUUUCACCUGGCUAUGCUGGCGCUUGACAAAAAGGACCCGGUUGCCGCUGAAAACUGGCUGCGAAAGGCUGUUCUGGUGCAACCCAAGCUGCGAAGCGCCCUCUUCAACUUGGCCUUGCUAUUGUCGGAGCAGCAACGACCUAUGGAAGCCAUGAGGUUUUUGAAAGAUCUCCUCAAGUACCACCCGAACCACAUCAAGGGCUUAGUGCUGCUCGGAGACAUCAACGUCAAUCACCUCAAGGAUUUGGAGGCUGCCGAAGAGUGUUACCGCAGGAUCUUGGCCCUGGAUCCUGGCAACGUACAAGGCUCGCACAACCUGUGCGUCGUGUACGUGGAGCGGGGAGAGCUAAGUCGAGCCGAGCGCUGCUUCAAGCACGCCACCACGCUGGACCCGAACGCCACGUACAUCCGCAAGCACCUACAGGUCACGCAGACUCUGCUUAGGAACCGCUCGGUGGAUGCGGAGCGCCGCUCCGGCACCACCCUCGCCGCGUCAGCGCCUCAACCACCCGUCCUGCAGCCGUUCGCAGCCGCCGCCGCGUCGGCUGCCAACGCGCAGUGACUGGCCAGAAGCCAGCAUCGCUACUGGCAACAGCUGUGCUCCGCAGAGUGCGCUCCGAGCCUGUGCACAUGGCUUCACGGAAGAUCGCAAUCAACUUUUGGGGCUGUUGGCCAGCGAAACGUGGUUGAAGGGUCCACUGUCGCUGCAAGUCUUCGGUGAUCGCCCAGUGGCGUGUUAGCAUCUGCGUGCAUUCCUGAUGACUUAUGCGCACCGUUGGGUUUCCGCAAACACUUCGAGUGGUACUGUGGCACUUGUGUAACUACCUCCAGACGCAGAAGGCGAACUGGAGGCACAAAAGUCAUUAUAGUGGUUGUACAGAAGGCCACUUUAGCUGCAUUUUUUUUUUGUUUUUUCGCUCCGAGAAUGUAAUUGUGCACUUUGUUGCACGGUGAUACUUACAGUGGCACAUUCCUCGGGCUACUACUGAUCGUACGGUUGAACGAGUGGCGUGCGUUGCUUGUCAGUAGCCCCAAGUGAUUGAUCGUGUCUGUUGAAAGUAUAUGUUGUGACGGUUGAACUGCGAAAGGACGUGUCAAAGCUACCCUGUUUCCUGACUUCGGCAGAAAGAGUACACCAACACUGUCAGCCGCUGUUAUAGAAUUAAAUAUUUUCGUCCAUAAAAUAUGUGAGAAAAAGUUCCUAAAUCGUUUAGUAAAGCGGCUGUACAAUUCCCUCGUGUUGAGCAGUACGAAAUACCUUUGUUUUUCAAGAGACGUUAAUAAUGAAUCAAGCAACAUUUUUUACAUAAAAAUAGGUUAAUUGGUAGUUCAAAUAAGUUUUCUUUUUCGUUGAGCUAACUUGGUGUAAUACGAACGGGAAAAUGGUGGGCGCCACACCGGCGUUUCAUAUUAAAUGUGACGCAUUGACAAUGUACGGGCCAAUAGCUGAUUUACGGCUCAUAUUGACAUUCCUUGCAGAAUCUCCAGAAAUAAUUGACAUUUUGUAUUGUGUUACUCAGAUCGCGUUGAAAAGACAGCGCAGUUGUCAUACUUGCCUGUAGAGAAGCACGCGGCAAGUUUGACAUUAUAUGGCAUAACACUCUACGUUAGUGUAAAAAAAAAUCAUUCGUUAUUCUAAGGGCGUGGGUACCACUGAUGCGCUUGAUUCGAUCUUGUGACUUAACUCAUAGAACAACGCAAUAACACGUGCUAACUUUUGUUAAAGCCAUUGCUUUCAAUUUUAAAAAGAACAGUAAUAUUCUUUAACCCACCACCAAAGACCACCAUAACGACGCUGUAUAGGGUGAGGCACGAUUUAAAUAUCAGCACUGCAGCACUGCAUCGAAAAUAGCUUUUUUAUUCAUUCAAUGUGCCAAAUUAGAUGUAUGACAAGAAAGUAGAGUAGUUUUUUUUUUCACAAACCGGCAUGACUUUGUUAGUUAUUCAAAGACCCAAAUAAUGUUCAAUGUCUCCUGCGUUUUCAUUGUAAGUUAGUGGUUGGACAGCGGCGAUAUAAAGUCAUACUGUGACAUAUAUUUAUAAUUACCGCCUUCAGUUACUGACGGAUGAUGGUAACAAAGGCUUAAGUUAUUCUACCAUUUUGUACUUCUGCUUGCAGUCAGGCAUUAUGGUUUAGCUUUUAUUAUUUUUUGGUAUUCGCGUUUUUAUCUGCUACUUAUCCACAAUACUCCACAGUUUGUCGGGAUAGUUAUUUUUAUCUUCUCGUUAUCACCGUUCCUGAGUAAUUUUAAUUAACACGCUGAAUAAUCAAAGGAAUUGUUAAGCGAUUUUCGUAUUCUUACGUUAGGUAGCACAAUAGGUGACUAUGGAAUCGAACAAAAUAGUUGGUAUAUGGGCUGUAAAUAGGUGGUUUCAAGGAAAUGAACGUGAUCUAGCAGUCGCGGUGAAUGAAUGUCACAGCAAAUUCGCACCUUUCAAUGCUGAACUGGACUUGUGUUCACCACCGCUAACGAGACAAGUGAUCUAUAUUUCAGAAACUAAAUGUGAAACAUAAGAAAGAUCGCAUAUUAAAAUAUUUUACAUAUACAGAGUGUCCAACGUAACUUUAGCCAGAGUUUAAAAAUAUGCCGCAACAAGUAAUUAUGACGCGACAAAAUGCAUGUUGCUCACCGUUGCCUGAAGUUAUACACACUAGUUUUUGUGGUCUCUGAUGUUGUUUAAUUAGAUCUGUUUAAUUAACGAACUUUUAAGGAAACGAAGAUGGAUAAAAAAUUUCAAUGAGAAAGUUGUAGAUCGAUUUGCAAAACACCUAAAUAGAUAGUUUUGAACUUCAUAUCUGUUAAUUAUUGGUGUUUUCCGCUAACUAAAAAUGCCCGCGAAAUACAAAAAAUAGCACGUGACAGACCCGCUCACGCGUCAGUGUGCACAAUGAUUCUAGUGCUCCCUAACGUUCCCCGUACGAACGACACGCUUUCCUCACACCGGUUCAUGACAACGAUAAGCAGUCACAGUGGUUAUUGUUUUUGUGGGUGAUAGCAAAGCUUGUUCAUCGUAAAGCCACCACCAUCCUUGCGGGCCUGCCGAGACAGCGCAAUGGGGCACAUGCUAUGGUCGUUCGUACGCGGAAUGUUAGGGAUCAUAAGAAUCGUUGUGCGUACUGGCGCCCGAGUGGGUUUCUCACGUAGUAUUUUUUUUUAUUUCGCGAGCAUUUGUAGUUAGCAGAAAGACACUAAUACCUAGGAGUUAUAAAGUUAAAAAAUGUCUAAUCUGACGUUUUGCAAAGCGAUCUACAAUUUUCACAUUGAAAUUUUCUGUCUA